Messenger RNA from Chara braunii, 2675 nucleotides. NCBI's taxonomy places the organism in Eukaryota, Viridiplantae, Streptophyta, Charophyceae, Charales, Characeae. The record is from the annotation of a GenBank genome assembly.
GUGCAUCGUUGACAAAGAGGGCUCGUUGGUGGGAACUCGUCGGUGCUUGAGUUGGCGGGAACUCGUGCAUCCGUUGACAAAGCGGGCUUGUUGGCAGGAAGUCCUGCGUCCGUUGACAGAGGGGGAUCGAGAUAACGGGAGGUGCCUCGUGUUUAAAAAGUCGUACUACGUGGGGGAGUUUGACUUCCGGUCCUUCCGGGAACAAGGAGGGCGAGAUGGCUCAGGACAAGGCACGCGCGGGGUCGGACCUGCUGAAGCAGGCUGGCGUGGAGAAGUACGAGGAGACAAAGCAGGCGGCUGGAGAGAAACUGGAGGAAGCGAAAAGGAGCGCUCAGGAGAAAUACGAGAGAGCGAAGGAGGUUGGUUCGGAGAAGUCGCAGGAAGCCAAGGAGGCAGCGCAGGAGAAGCUCGAGAGAGCGAAGGAAGCUGGCUCUGAGAAGACGCAGGAAGCCAAGGAGGCAGCGCAGGAGAAGUACGAGAGAGCGAAGGAGGUUGGCUCCGAGAAGUGGGGAGAAGCCAAGGAGGCAGUUCAGGAGUCGAAGCAGGGGGCUGCAGAGAAAGUGGACGAAGCGAAAAGAAGCGCGCAGGAGAAGUACGAGAGAGGGAAGGAGGUGGCAUCUGAGAAGUCGCAGGAGGCCAAGGAGGCAGCCGAGGAGAAAUACGACGCAGCGAAGGAGACUGCCGCUGAGAAGGCGCAGCAGGGUAAGGAGGCUAUGGAGGAACAGCGACGCCGAGCAGCCGAAGCCAUGGAAGAGUCAAAACAUAGGACCGCAGGCGUAGUGGAAAAUAUAAAGGAGAGGGCGAGUGCGGCUAUGGAGACGUUGAAGGAGAAGGUGGGAAUGGGAGGAGGAAGUGGUCAGGAGACGGCCGCAGAGAAACUGGAGGAAGCACAAAGAAGCGCGCAGGAGAAGCUUGAGAGAGCGAGGGAGGUGAGCUCUGCUGAGUCGCAGGAAGCCAAGGACGCUGCCCAAGAGCGGUACGAGGCAGCGAAGGAGGUCGCCGCCCAGAAAUCGCAACAGGCGAAGGAGGCUAUGGAUGAAGAGCGUCAGCGAGCAGCCGAAGCGAUGGAAGAGUCAAAGCAGAGGUCCGCAGGCGCAAUUGAUACUCUUAUGGAGACAGCAAGUGCGGCUAUGGAGACGUUGAAGGAGACGGUUGGAAUCUGAGUUGGUGGUCCGGAUACCGGGUCUCGACGCUGAGCAGCAUUUCUUCAACGUUCAGACCGGGCGAACGUUAUUGUAUCUCCCGCGCAAACGCGCGUCUCCCCUUCAGGAAGGAAGAGACACCUUCAUACCACGACCGACCGUCAAGUAUUGGCACUAUAUGUAAUGAUAUCCAGCGCUUUGUGCUUCUCUGAGUUAAGUAGAAAUUACUAAAUGGUGACCGUCGUCUCCGCAGAUGUCCGUUCUCUCGUUUAUUUGUUGACGUCAAGAGAGAUGACGGUAGCUGAAAGCAGCAAUGGCAAGGAGAUGGUGAAGUUCUAGUCGCUAUCAUCCCGCGCGUUGUGCUUCUCUGAGUUGGAAGUCUCGUUCGCGAAGUAGAAAUUAGUGGCCGUCUUCUCGGCGGAUGUCCGUCCUCUCGUUUAUUCGUUGACGUCAAGAGAGAUGACGGUCGCUGCGAAUAGGAAUAGCAAGGAGAUGGUGAAGUGACAGGCGCGAUCGUCGGCAGAGGUUGCAGUUUUGAACGAGGAGAUGGUGUCCUGGCUGUAGUGGUUAAGAGACUGGGCUCUGGAGGCGGAGGUCGUCAUAUGGAGUCCAUGCUUGCACGGAGGAGGGCUUAGGGCCAGAUGUACGGAUCCAUAACUGCGCGGUAGUAGCCACUCUUUCCCGCGGUAAUGCCACCAAGGGAUCGUGUUUCUCACGUGUCCAAGUGUCUUGUGGGAGACCGGCAAGACCGGGCAAGUGGCGAUGAAUUUCUUGUACGGUGAUGGUUGUGCCACGAUCACGAUCGCCGGGAGUGCAAUAAGAUGGUGGUCAAUCGAGGGUUAGGGAUUUUUUUUUUAUUUUUUUAUUUUUUUUUUUUUGUUAGAGAUGGCUAAUUCAACGGUUAGUGAAAAUGGUAAUACGACAGGCUGACAGCCAUUCACGCUGUAUACAGUUCGCGAUAGAGAUCGGAAAAAAACAAAUAGGUCGUCUUAUAUUUGUGCCAAGGAGUGUGGAACGUGGUGACAAUGAAGGAAGAAACAGGUUGGGUGAAAAAGAGUGCAACGUGGCCACAAUCUCGUGUAUAAGAAAGAGGUUAAGAGUUGGUUGGAAGAGUUUCUGAUUUGGUUGUUAUGCUUUUGUCUGUUCCGUCCACAAUUUCGUGAAGCCGUGCUCGAAACGCGAUUAGCAAGGAGUGUGGAAUGCGGCUUCCUGUAUUAGUGCAUUGACCUCCUGUUGGCUGUGUGUGAUGGGGCACUUAAAAACGUGUGUGAUGGGCCACGUUAAAAUGUUCAUGAAGUCGCUGGACGUGCGUGGUGGAAUGCGCAGAGAAGUGUUUAUUUUUAUCCCCUUGUGUUUAUUUUCCCCCUUGUCUCAUGGGUUUCCGCGGAUAAAAUCUGUGUGUGAUGGGGCACUUAAAAAUGUUCACGUAAGUCGCUGGACGUGCGUGGUGGAAUGCGCAGAGUAUGCUAGUGGCUCAUGUCUUUUUUUCAUUCUAUUUUUGUCUCAUUGGAGGAAUGAAUGAUACCGUACAGA